GGUCCCUAUGGCUGAAUGGUCAGUGGAGCCUUGUUGGCUUUAAGAACAGACCAAACCAGAGCUUUUCUCAAUUCUCAGCUCAACUCAACAAAAGAUCUGCAAAGUCAGUCAAGGAAGGAAGGAAGAGGAAGAGCUUCAAGCAAAUCGAAGGAGAAGAAGAUGUCGUGGCAGACGUACGUUGACGAUCACUUGAUGUGCGAAAUCGAGGGCAACCACCUCGGCUCCGCCGCUAUCAUCGGCCACGACGGCAGCGUCUGGGCCCAGAGCGCCUCCUUCCCUGCGUUCAAGCCCGAGGAAAUUACUGCGAUCAUGAAGGACUUUGAGGAACCCGGUUCUCUUGCUCCAACCGGACUCUACCUUGGUGGUGCUAAAUACAUGGUGAUCCAAGGCGAGCCUGGUGCUGUUAUUCGCGGCAAGAAGGGUCCCGGAGGUGUCACAGUCAAAAAGACCACCGCAGCAUUGAUAAUUGGGAUCUAUGAUGAGCCUAUGACUCCUGGGCAAUGCAACAUGAUUGUUGAGAGGCUUGGUGACUAUCUCAUCGAUCAGGGUCUCUAGGCAUUUUCUGCACUUAUCAAUGGGUUUUUAUUUCUUUGUUGAUACUCGAAGUAAAAAUUUAAGUCAUGGAUUUGGUUACUCUCUGGAGGUUUGGUGCUUGGGGAAGUGAUGAGGAUGAUAUCUUGCUUCUUGUAUUUGUUCUCUAGUUCGACGCAUACCUGAUGACGGUGAUAGAACUGCAAAAGCCAAGUUGGAUGUAUGGAUAUUGGGGUUUAAUGUGAUGGGUGUUUUGAGUUGAUUGAAGAAACUUAUCUUGAGUUUUGUUGUAUCUACUGAAACUGGUCAGUUGAUAUAUAUCCUGUCCCCCUUUCUCUCUACAAUGCUCAUUAUUCAA
Molecule: messenger RNA, 889 nt
Organism: Punica granatum (pomegranate)
Lineage: Eukaryota; Viridiplantae; Streptophyta; Magnoliopsida; Myrtales; Lythraceae
Source: RefSeq, a predicted model, not a curated record